Aspergillus heteromorphus CBS 117.55 is the source of this 1338-nucleotide messenger RNA. Its product is annotated as lipase family protein. The record is from RefSeq and is a predicted model, not a curated record. Bases 52 to 1338 code for a protein of 428 amino acids. Gene Ontology annotation, biological process: lipid metabolic process. Lineage: Eukaryota; Fungi; Ascomycota; Eurotiomycetes; Eurotiales; Aspergillaceae. The transcript has 2 exons.
AUUUGCUCUACUGCAGCAGAUUGUGAGGACGACAAUGAAGAGCGAAGCGCCAUGGUUUUUGGACAUCGAAUACUUUUCCGGUUUCUUGCACUCCUAGCCCUCUACACAUCCGUCCCGGCGGCUUCUUGCGCACUUGUUCCCCUUGCAGCAAACGGAAUAUCUCCCAGUCAGGCCCUACGUCCAGUUUCCCAGGAGCUUUUCAGGUCUCUAGAGGAGCUGGCACGUGUGGUUGACGUUUCUUACUGCGUUGGUAGCACCGGGCUCCAGAAGCCCUUCGAAUGUCUGAGUCACUGCAGUGAUCUAGGGGCCUUCGAACUGCUCACCACAUGGAAUACCGGACCGUUUCUUUCGGACUCUUGCGGCUACAUAGCACUCUCUCACUCGCCGUCACUUGACCGCAUUAUCGUUGCUUUCCGUGGCACCUAUUCCAUCACGAACACUAUCAUUGAUCUUUCGGCCUAUCCACAGAGCUAUGUGCCAUACCAACCACGCGAUGAGGGAAACGGGGAUGCGAUACCACAAUGUCUGAAUUGUACCGUUCAUGCAGGGUUCAUGGCCUCGUGGCAGAACACACGUUCGAUUGUACUCGACCAAGUCUCCGUCGCGAGGGAGCAACACCCCAAUCACAAAUUGGUACUGGUCGGCCACUCACUCGGCGGGGCAGUUGCUGCACUGGCUGGGGUGGAGAUGCAACUGCGAGGCUGGGAGCCAACAGUGACUACGUUUGGGCAACCGAAGGUUGGAAACAGAGGCUUUGCUGACUUUCUUGGCAAAAUAUUUGGAAUGAGCGGCCCGGCGAGGUCCCUAUCUGCGGAAGAAUGGAGCUUUCGCAGGGUUACACACAUCCAUGAUCCUGUACCCCUUCUGCCGCUGGAGGACUGGGGGUAUGAGAUGCAUGUGGGGGAAAUCUUCAUUUCUAAGGAGGAACUUCCACCAUCCAUUCACGAAGUUCAUCUGUGCGAGGGCGCUACCGACCCACGCUGCAUAUCUGGUCUGGAAGGGGCAGAGAACUUGGCGCUUAAUCCGCAUGAGGCGGCCGCUCUGGCCACGGACUCGGACGCACAUGCUGACUGGGCUCGUGCUCAUUCGACGGAACUAGAAGUUCUGUCCAAUGACCAUGGAUCUCAGUUGCCUCUAGUCUCGCAGAGGGCUGGUGCUGGUGCUGGUGCUGGUGCUGGUGCUGGUGCCGGUGCCGAAUCCCAGGCACUACGCAAUCUUCCUUGGGAUCUCAUCUCAUCCGGAUAUCGACUCUGGCAGCUCUUUUUCUCCCAUCGAGAUUACUUUUGGCGCCUUGGGCUUUGUGUUCCCGGCGGAGAUCCCACGGGCAAGGGCUGGUAG